UUUUGCGAGCUGCCUGCUCAUGCGCUCAUGCGGAUCGUGACUGGGGCUACCCGCCUUGGCGGAUGAGAUCCGGAUGCAUUUCUUUGAUUCUGGGAGAUGCACACACGCUCUGCUGGAGUCAUGAUUUGCGUGGAAGCCGGACUUGCUCUUUGCUGACCGUGGCAAAAGCUUGUUUGGUACGACUCGCAAGUGGCCACAUGCAUCAUCUUACAUGGCUUCCAGGAUUUGCGGUUCGGGGCGUUCCUCGGGAGAGCACCGCCACACAUGCGCAGCGCCACAGCACCCACUUAAUUUUUCUGAGCCAAACUUUUGCCGCUCGUGAUCGCGAGCUCAGCAACACCAACCGAGCGCGUAGCACAGCAAGAGAAGGAAAUUGACCAGGCUGGGGAUAUAUAAUCAUGGCGCCGCAAACCAAAACUGAACGAUCCUGGAGUGCCCUCACCCCACCACUUUCAGAAUGGAUCCUGGACGCCAUCUCCGCCAUGGGCUUCACCAAACCGACGCCUGUACAGCACGCUGCGAUUCCAAUGUUCAUGGGCAACAAAGACGUAGUGGUCGAAGCCGUCACGGGAUCUGGAAAGACGCUGGCGUUCAUGAUUCCAAUGGUUGAGCGCCUGCUUCGACUGGAUGCGCCUCUGAAGAAAAACCAUGUCGGAGCUAUCAUACUCACACCAACGCGAGAACUGGCCACGCAGAUACAUACAGUUCUCCUUUCGCUGCUCAAGUUUCACGCUCCUUCGGCGGCCGUCAUGAAAACCGAUGAUGAAGACUCUGACAUGGAGGAUGCGGAUGCGCCUCCUCCACCGGCCUUCCCUUCUGGAACCCUCAAAGUUGUCCCUCAGCUUCUUUUGGGUGGGACAGUUACUCCUGCUCAAGACUUGAGCUGGUUCUUAAAGAACUCGCCAAACAUUUUGAUCGGAACACCAGGUCGUCUGCUGGAGCUACUCUCCUCGCCGCACGUCCACUGCCCACAGUCAUCGUUCGAUGCGCUAGUCAUGGAUGAAGCAGAUCGACUCCUGGACAUGGGCUUCAAAGACGACCUACAAAGGAUCCUCUCACGACUACCCAAGCAGCGGCGAACAGGCCUAUUCAGCGCUAGCGUCAGCGAAGCCGUUGACCAGCUCAUCCGCGUUGGUCUGCGCAACCCCGUCCGCAUCGCCGUCAAAGUCAAAUCGAGAGCCGCACCAAAGGAAGGCGAAGAAGGCGUAAUCGAAGACAAGCGCACUCCAGCCAGUCUCCAGAUGUCCUACCUCGUCCUGCCACCCUCGCACAAAAUCCCCGCAAUCAAGAAACUCCUCGCAACUCUCCAGCCCCAACCACAAAAGGUCAUCAUGUACCUGGCUACAUGCUACUCCGUCGACUACUUCCAACAUGUGCUCCCGGAGGUGCUCAAAGGUCACGCAAUCAUCCCGCUGCACGGCAAACACCCAGACAAAGUCCGCAGAAAAAACUUUGCCAAAUUCGUCGACAGCAUGGCGCCCUCCAUCCUCCUCACCACCGACGUCGCCGCCCGCGGCCUCGACAUUCCCGCCGUCGACCUCGUCCUGCAGACCGACCCGCCCAGCGACCCCAAAACCUUCAUCCACCGCUGCGGCCGCGCAGGCCGCGCGGGACGCAGAGGUCUCGCACUAACAUUCCUCAACCCCGGCCGCGAGGAAGACUACAUCGAGUUCCUGCGCAUACGACAGACGCCCAUCUCACCGCUUACCACGCCGGAACUGACCAUCACAUCCAUCGACGCCGAUGCCGCAAGCAAGAAAAUGAGGACGGUAGCCAGGUCCGACAGAGCCAUAUUCGACAAAGCACAGCGCGGUUUUGUCUCCUGGGUGCGCGCUUACAGCAAGCACACCGCCUCCUCCAUCUUUCGCGUCGCCGACCUCGACUGGGAAGACUUGGGCCACGCGUGGGGUCUGCUCCGGCUUCCCAGCAUGCCCGAGCUCAAGAAAUUCGAGGGCGACCGCACGCUCGGGCUCGACUUCGAGCUGGAUGCGCUAGCGUACAAGGACAAGGUGCGCGAGAAGCAGCGGCUGGAGGAGCUGGCCGAGGGCGCAAAGAAGAAGCGGUUUGAGAAGCGAGACAAGGAGAAGGAUGCGUGGACGUUGAAGAAGGAGCACAGGGCGACAAAGGAGGUGAGGAGGGAGAAGAAGGAGAAGAAGAGGGAGCACGAGAGGGUCGCGAAGAUGGACGAGGAGGAGAGGAAAAAGGAGGCGGAGUUGCAAAAAAUGAUCGCACAGGUCAGGAAAAAGGUGGUUGAGGAAGAAGAGGACGCGUUCGAGGGGUUUAGUGAUUGAUGAAGAACGUUUGAUAUCAAGCAGUUUGACAGGAAGAGGUGUUCGGUGUUGAACAUAUUAACUAUACCUAUCAACAAUUCCCAGCCUCUCAAAGCCAAGACAAGGUCGCCAUUGGGCGACACAGUGCAGCGAAACCCUACCCGCGCUCUUCUAUAGCAUUUUCAUCCAAUGGCAAGAUACUGCCAACUAUUGACUCUUCGCGAGCCUUU
Paraphaeosphaeria sporulosa is the source of this 2500-nucleotide messenger RNA. RefSeq names its product ATP-dependent rRNA helicase SPB4. Lineage: Eukaryota; Fungi; Ascomycota; Dothideomycetes; Pleosporales; Didymosphaeriaceae. Gene Ontology annotation, molecular function: RNA helicase activity; ATP binding; nucleic acid binding. The record is from RefSeq and is a predicted model, not a curated record. The coding region runs from base 399 to 2291 and encodes 630 amino acids. The transcript has a single exon. Gene Ontology annotation, cellular component: nucleolus.